Pseudovirgaria hyperparasitica is the source of this 1629-nucleotide messenger RNA. Its product is annotated as WD40 repeat-like protein. Gene Ontology annotation, molecular function: protein binding. The transcript has 2 exons. The coding region runs from base 1 to 1629 and encodes 542 amino acids. The record is from RefSeq and is a predicted model, not a curated record. Gene Ontology annotation, cellular component: nucleolus. Gene Ontology annotation, biological process: positive regulation of transcription by RNA polymerase I; rRNA processing. NCBI's taxonomy places the organism in Eukaryota, Fungi, Ascomycota, Dothideomycetes, Acrospermales, Acrospermaceae.
AUGGCGACAGACGUGACACGACUGGAGCCCGUCCGCGGUGCUAAGCGGAUCUCAUCAAUCACAGCCGAGGAGCGCUAUUGGAAAUCUUUUUCGUCGCAGCUACAAUUACCCUCGCCAAAUUCUCAACACGUUACCUAUAUUUCACAUCCCCCGCCUUCUUCCAAUUCUCUGGUGUCCCCGACACCUGAGGUCUUUGCAGUCACCGCCGGUCAACGUAUACAGAUAUUCUCAUCCCGGACAAGGAAGCUGUUAAAGACCAUAACGAGAUUUAAUCCAGAAGACAUUGCAUACAGCGGGACAGUACGUCGCGAUGGCAGGAUACUGCUUGCUGGCGGGAACAAUGGUGUUGUCCAGGCCUUCGAUGUAAACUCAAGAGCUAUCUUGAAACAAUUCAAAGAGCACAAACAACCCGUAUGGUGCACGCAAUGGCAUCCGCGCGACCUCACCACAGCAAUGAGCACAAGCGACGACCAAACCGUCCGCCUGUGGGAUCUUCCCAGCGAUGAUAGCACCCAUAAGUUCUACGGCCACACCGACUACGUCCGCUGCGGGACCUUUAUGCCCGGCCAAACCGACCGGCUACUCGUCAGCGGCAGCUACGAUACCACAGUCCGUCUGUGGGACCCGCGAACGACAGGGAAAGCAGUAAUGACGUUCAAGCACGCGGCAGCCGUCGAAUCCGUUCUUCCACUCCCAUCUGGCACGACGCUGCUCGCUGCCGCCGGGAACACUGUUUCUGUCCUAGAUGUUAUCGGCGCGCGGCCAAUCACGCAGCUCAAGAAUCACCAGAAAACUGUUACGACUAUGGCACUUGCGUCCAGGGGCACUCGUCUGCUAACGGGUGGUCUGGAUGGGCACAUAAAAGUGUUCGAGACCGCGGCGUGGAAUGUCGUGGCGGGCUUCAAAUACCCUAAUCCCAUCUUAUCCCUCGACGUUAUCAGCUCCGGCGCAAAGCAAGAAGACAAACACAUAGCCGUCGGCACAUCCACAGGUCUUGUUAGUAUCCGCACACGUCUGUCCGCACAGCAGAAACUCCAACAGCGCGAGCGAGAACGCGAGAUGGAUGCCUUAGCCGCCGGACGGAUAGAGGAAUACGAUAGGAAAAAGGGCAAGCCACUAACGAGCAUGAUGAAGAAGAGGCUACGUGGGAAAGACUUCACAGGUGAGGGAGUGGAUAUCGUGGUUGAAGGGCCGAACCGAGGGAGGCUGAGGGGGGCGACGAAGUGGGAGCAUGCGUUGCGAAAAGGGCAGUUCGAGGAGGCGUUGGACUAUGUGCUCGACCCGACGCUCAACUUUAAACGCCAAGACUGCAUGACACUCCUUACCACCCUCCGCCACCGUUCCGCGCUCCGUGCUGCUCUACAGAAUCGCGAUGAAGUUUCACUACAGCCCAUCCUGGUCUUCCUUCGCAAGACGAUCAGCGAUCCGCGGUUUGUUAAGCUCACCACAGACGUAGCUAUGGUAUUGCUAGAUAUCUAUGGACCGCAUAUGGGGCUGAGCCCGGAGAUUGACAAGCUGGUAAAAGACUUGCAUGAUGCUGUUCGGUUGAACUUUGAGAUUGCGCAGUGGGCUUGUAGUAUCACGGGAAUGGUGGACUUGUUAAUGGUAGGGGCAGAGAAUCGAGAUUGA